This is a messenger RNA of Opisthorchis viverrini, 2587 nucleotides long. RefSeq lists its product as hypothetical. The record is from RefSeq and is a predicted model, not a curated record. The transcript is spliced from 9 exons. The annotation marks the transcript as partial. NCBI's taxonomy places the organism in Eukaryota, Metazoa, Platyhelminthes, Trematoda, Opisthorchiida, Opisthorchiidae.
CAGUCACACACUAUUAUUGAUUCUUUUCUUAUCCGGACCUCAUAUCCUUCAUACACAAUGCGCUCCCGCUGAUCAAGAACUGAAGAAACUACCUCCCGUCCCUACCGAGGAACAGUGCAAAUUGAAAGUUGGCGAACGGUUGUUACAAGUUCUACCCGGUGUUGGAUGGGAUAACUUGGUCAAUGAAGAACGUGGUCCAACUAUCGAUCGGGAUGUGUAUUCACAGUGCCGUCGUUCAUCCGACGGUAGAUAUGUUGUACCAGAUGACAUGGUGGUUGAGCCCAAAAAAUCUUCUGAUUUGGACUUGAGUUCCGAAGUGUACGAAUCCGGCAGUUCGUGCACCUCACUAACCGCGGCAUCGAUCAACUCUGCAAUGGAUGUCGGACUCUCUUACUACCAAAUAAGUGGAGACUUCUCGUUCGAGAAAGAAUCGAUACGGCAACAAUCGUCGAUCAGCAAGGGUCUCAUCGUCCGGACACAACUUCGCCACAAGCGAUACACCGUCCGUCUGUUGCCCGAUUCUACGCCACAUCCUCGGUUCCGCAAUCGCCUGUUGGAUAUUGCAGCACAUCUACGUCGGGGAAAUGUUACGAUAAAGACGAUCGAUGAUUUUGAUAAAGGAGGCAUCGAGCCAACCAGCCGAAGUGGGGUGAUGCCAUCUGCUGGGGCUGAGAUUUUGGCUAUCGAAGAAGCCAUGUCGGCCUUUCAUUUGGCCGAUCUACUCGUCAGCCGCCCACCUUCAUUAAUCUUCACUCAUUUCUGGCUCCUUUUUGCUCUGCUUCUGUACAGGGACUAUGGGACCCACAGCCUUAUAUCUGUCGACGCUGGGGGUAUUCUAGUCAAAACAGAUACACUGGACGAAAACUCUCAAUCGUACACUAAGGCCGAAAGAGAAAAACUCGCAUCGCACGCAUCUGCUUCCUUUGCCAGUCUGCUGAAGGUUUCGAUCGGCGGAUCAUUUACGAGUAAUGAGUCGGUGGCGGCAAAUUACGGUCGAAAAGUCACUCACAGUCGCGUGACUAGUUACGGUGGCCCAAUUUUCCAGGCCAACGAUCUAAAUCUUUCCAAGUGGGAAAGUGGCCUAGACGAUGAAUUGGUCGUUAUCGAUCGGAGUGGUGUGCCCAUCUAUGAAUUGAUCAGUUCACGGAGCUUGCCAGAGUUGGAUGAAGAGAUGAUUGGUCGAUUGACAAAGACCAUCAGAUCAGCUAUCACAAGAUACUACACCGCGAAUGCGGUGAUUGGAUGCAUGGAUCCUUCGUCUGCUUACUACGAUGCCGAUGCCAAUGUGGACUCUGCCGAAUGUCGAGGGGAAACUGCAACGAUAAGUGAGUCCGCGCGACUUCCCCUUGGAGGCGUGUAUCAGAAAUGUCAAGGACCAGCGGAACUUUGUGAAACGUUGGCUGUUAAAAAUGCAGCAACCGGGGAUUUCACUUGCCCUACCGGUUAUCUAUCUGUCCAAUUGCUUCCACCCCAAGUACGCACUUGCACGAACCACUGUGAGCGCUCAGUGUGGCAUGGAGCUGCCUGUCAACAGGAAUGUGCCACAACAGAAUUGCACUGGUGUUCGCUAGAUCCCACCGUUCCCGAACCUCCAGUGGCCGAUGGCAACAUUGGUUUUAUAUUUGGUGGUCUCUACACGGAUAAGGAACCUAAUCCACUGACACAGCAAUAUUCGUGUCCAGAAUACAGUUGGCCAGUGGCUGUCGGUCGUCGUAUGCGGAUAUGCCUAUCUAGCGAUCGAGAACUGAGUGGGAAACACGCCAUGCUCUUCGGCGGCUUCUACAGUUGUCGGUUUGGCAACCCACUCGUGUCCUAUUUGGAACAAAACGCGACCAAUCCAAAACAGCGGAGUGCAGUGACCAAGCCUUUCAAUCGUACCAUACUGUUAAAUGUUGUAGAGCCUGUGAACAAACUGGCACGUAGUUCACUCGAUAUUCCAAAUGACCAGGUCCCUUUGGAUGACUACAGUUCGCUGUUCGCUUCUAUCUGGCCAAAACGUUGCCCGUCUGGCUACACGACUCAUUUGGCUUCCAUGGAGGACACCUGCCAGGUCAAUUUCUGCGUACCAGCCAACACAAUCAAAAUAAAGAAAAAGCGUUAUCUGAAACGUCCUCCAUUCGUUGCCCCCCCCACACUCUACUCCUCAGCGGGUUCUGCCUGGGCACCAGACUCUCUACUAGACCCGCCUUCUUCAAUGGCUGGUUCCAAGGGGGAAACACUGGAACGCGUGGAUGGCACGUGGACGAGAAGUGGUGCAAUCGGACUACCGGAUUUCAACAAGGACAGCAAGUGGCUUAGACAAGUCAACGUUAUCCUCGGAAGCAUCCUCGCGAUCUUUGCUGCUGCAGUGAUUGUCGUCGGAGUGUUUCUGGUGUUGGUGUGCCGACGACGUGGAUUUUACGCGGUCCCUACCAAUUAGUUCACGGGCUCUGUUUGAGUAAGGUGAAACAAACUGUACUUUUCAAGAAAGCCGAAAUCUCAAGACAGGUAUUCUAACUGGACGGCGUAUUUUAAUACCUUUUGAAGCUUAUUCGGCAACUUUGUAAAUCUUGAUCACUGUAACUUGUGCAGAUUGGUGCUUUAAUUU